AUGCCUUCUGGGAACGACAACUUAUUCAGUAUAUUUCGCGUCACCAACAAGUUGACCAGUCUGGGCCACGAGGUGCCACGCAGCCUGAAGAAUGUUAUGAAUGACACUCUUGUGGAGCUCAACAAAGAGAUCAACCAGUACACACAGGUCAAUGGUCAUGUGCGUGGUCAGCACAAGGGCCUAUCUGAGCAGAUCAAGGAGUUACAGACCGAGAUCACUACAAUGCGUGCUCAAGUCCAGGAGGCCAACAAUUUGAAGGCAGCUACUCAGGCGACGGCAUUCCAGACAAUGGCUGAUCUUCGCCGCCAGGCGGAACAGGUGGAGGGUGAAUAUCUGGCUUUGCAAAGGCAGUUGGAGAGAUGCCAGGCUGAGCUGGACUCUGCUCACGAUGCAGCGGACAACGCUCAGACAGCACGUGCUGUUGCCGAAGCCCAGUUGGAAGCUCUAAAGAUGGGCAUGACCGAGACUGCAGUUGCGGCGAACAGUGUGAUCGGCGAGCGGACAGUCACUUCCCUCACCGCCGCCACUGCUGGCCUGGGCCAAGAUGGUAGCCACAGCGCAUCAGGUCCCGGUGUUUCUACACCACCAUCCACAGGUUUUCCAGCCGCGGGAGAGGCUACAGACCAAGGACCUGCGAACGCGAAGAAGCGCAAGCUCACGCACGAUGAAGAUGGCCUUUCUACCGAGACGCGCAAAUUUGGAGCCGCCGAGACGUUCUUCCAGCAGACGCUCAAUGCUGUGAUGCAUUCCAGUCCUCCACCCGCGGAGGUCAAGCAGAACGAGACUUUGCCUGGCGAGCCAAGCAUCCUCACCGUCUCAGACACAGAGAUGGAAGAGUUCAGGCUCUUUGACGAGGAGGAUGAGUUGUGA
This is a messenger RNA of Recurvomyces mirabilis, 870 nucleotides long. RefSeq lists its product as uncharacterized. Bases 1 to 870 code for a protein of 289 amino acids. The transcript has 4 exons. Lineage: Eukaryota; Fungi; Ascomycota; Dothideomycetes; Mycosphaerellales; Teratosphaeriaceae. The record is from RefSeq and is a predicted model, not a curated record.